AUGAACUUGCCCGGCUACUACUACGAUGCGAGCAAGAAACGAUACUUCAAGACAGAUUCUCAUCGACAUAAGCCUGUACAAUCUCUUCUACCUUUGCUCAGCCAGCCGGAUGGCCAUGCUGAGUCGCCGGCUUCAAGGCUUCCCAGUCGCAAUCACAGAACUGCCGGCCCAGUCACACUGCGCGACUUCGAGCGAGCAAGACACGAAUUGCUCCUAGGCACCUUUGCCGCUCGUGCUGUUCAGGUCGAGUCGCGAGAGCCCGAGUGCCUCUUUGUCGACGAGAACAUCACCCAGAUUUCCGCCGUCCCGGGCCGCAAAGAGCUCAGGCUGGGUGGGACGGCAGGAUCAAUCUGCUUUGCCAGUCUCAAGCCGCCGAGCCAGUGGGCUCGUGAGAACCUACCGAGCAAUGUGGAUCCCUUUCGGACAGAAUGGCUGCUCGGUUCCACCAUCUCGAGUCUGAAGCUCCACGGCAAUCGCUUCCUCGCAACCUCGCUCGGCUCGCCCGCCAAGGCUCUCUUUGCCGUCGCACACGACCCGGCCGAGGAUGCCACGACGCCCGUGAGCGAGGCGAGCAUCACGUUCAGUCCAGCAAAGACCUCGCUCUGGACAGGCAGCCUCUCACCUGACAUCAUUGCGCUUGGUUGCGACGACAAGGUACUCGUUUCGCGGGAUCCUUUGCGAGGACCAAACGAGAUGGACAGCAUCGCUACGGGAUCUGCCGUCUUUGCGCUCGAGCAACAUCGCUCGCUGCUCUUUGCCGGUUUGCGAUCCGGCAAAGUGAAUCUGAUCGACAUGCGCUCGUCACAGACUGCAGCACUGAAAGCCAAGAGCAGCAAUCACAGCCCGAUUACCUCGCUCAGGCUCGUACGCGAGUUUGAGUUGCUUGUUGUUGGCAUGAAGGGUGAUGUCGAAAUGCUCGACACUCGCUUCAUACAGUCUCAAAGGCCACUCAUGACGCUUGAGGGCCAUAUCAAUCAUUACAUGAGAGAUCUGGGCUGCGACAUCUACAACGACGAGAUCCUCGCACUGGCCGGUCAAGACGCUCAAGUCAGGCUCUGGUCACUGCGAACGGGCAAGCAGGAGAUCGGUGGCCAGCUCGGUGGCCUGACGCAACGUCAAUUCGAGGAGCCAAUCAAAGCACUGGCAUUCGUAGACGAUCCGCCCUCGCUCUGGGUCUCUCAGCUCUCUGCACUCUCAAGAUGGGAGAUCACAGCAAGCGCUAGCACAAUCGGCUGA
Molecule: messenger RNA, 1236 nt
Organism: Mixia osmundae IAM 14324
Lineage: Eukaryota; Fungi; Basidiomycota; Mixiomycetes; Mixiales; Mixiaceae
Exons: 2
Coding region: 1-1236 (411 amino acids)
Cellular component (GO): Cul4-RING E3 ubiquitin ligase complex
Molecular function (GO): protein binding
Source: RefSeq, a predicted model, not a curated record